CUCAUAUCUUAGACAUGGUUGUAUGUUGUUUUUUACGGGUUUUUUUUGAAACUCGGCUGUCAUGCCGCUUCGCUUCGCUUCGCUCUCUAUCUUAUUGUUUCUUAAGAAACAACAAACCAACACAGAAUGAAUCUCGUUCUUCUUAUUUUUGUUUUACUUGUUCUUCUAAAGCAAUGGUUUUAGGAUUCAUGCUUCUUUGCUAUUAGAUCACCCACUUCCCUUCUCAUUCUCAGUUCUUGUUUCUUCAUCAUCUUCAAUGGUGGCUUUUUCUUCAAUAUUUCUAUUUUAACUUAAAAUUUCAAACACAGCCACUCAUUUCAGUGCAUUUGAUGCUAUAAAGAUUAGAAACAGAAAGAAAGGUUUUUAUUUUUGUUGUUAAUUUGACGAAAGAUUCUCUUUUUAUCUGCCGAACCUUCACUAUGGGAGUUAUUAAGUUGGAGCUUCGCUGUCCGAAAAGUGUUGAAGGAAUCGCAGUCGAUCCCGAGCCUGAUUGGAGUUUCGAAGCGCUUUUGUCUGAGAUUAAUUCACUUGAAGUAAAGCUUAAUGUCUCUUCAACUCCUGUGCUUUUCGCCAAAACAAAAUCACGAGGAAUUCCAAAUGGGAAAAGUGUUGAAAGAAAAGCUGGAGCUUUUGUUAUGUAUUUAUCAGAUGAUGAGAUGGAUGCCGAAUUUACUCAGGGUGAGGAGGUUUAUAAUCAAGCUUCGGUGUUGGUCAAGCGAUUUGGCUGUGAUGAGCUUUAUCUGAGUGAGAGUGAUGAUUCUGGUGAUGACAAAGAAUUGGAGCCAUACCUGAUGGAUGAAGUGGGAUUAGCUGAAGGUGCUUUGGUUGAGCUAACCCAUGAGCACCAGCUUGGAGUUAAGGAGGAGAUUAGGAACCUGAUUUCAACAUUAGAGAUGGAGCUAAUGAGUGAAAAUGAACAGUCUUACUCUGCACUUGCCCGAGUUCAGAAAUAUAGGGACAUGAGAAGGGAAAUGGAUAAGAAACUUGAUACUCAAUAUCAGCGCAAAAUUGCAGAAGCACUUGAUAAUCAUUUGACUGCCAUCCAGCGAGAUCAUGAACUUAAAUCACAAAUUGAAGAAAGAAAAAUAAGAAGUGAUGCAGCUUACGAAGAGGCCAAGAGGAAGGAAAGGGCUCUUCAAGAGGAAAAACUACGUCAGGAGAAAAUGAAAGCGGAAGCAGAAGCUAAAAUUAGAGUUGAGGAAGCAAACAAAGCAGCUUUAGAAGCUGAGAGGAGAGCAGCAAAAAAAGCUGCAGAGAGAGAAGCUACUGAAGCCUUGGAAAGAAUUAUGCCUGCAGCAUCUCAAGGUGAAGCUACAAGGCGCCAGAUGGAUGGUGGUUCAGUGAUUUUGAAUUAUCAAUCCAAGGGACCUGUAUCUGAUAGAAUAACGAAUUCACAAUCAGCAGGUCACAUACUCAGAGCUGCGGAAAGUGCACUAAAGAUGGAGCAGAAAAGAUGGCAAAAGCUUACAGAGAUUGAUGAAAAGAAUCAGGCAUUGACAUCGAGCUCCAGUAAGGAUCUCAGCAGCCAUGAAAGGCAUAUCUCCAGGCUGAUAAGGCAAAUAAGGGGCACAAAAGAUAAUGUCAGAACAAAGGCAAGUGAAAUUAUUAAGAUUUUCAACAAUCCUCUUUGUCCUCAAUCUGUUAGCAUUGCAACUUUUGCAAAGAAGGUCGUCUCCCAUUGUGAAAGCCCUGAUAAUGCUGCUUUUGCUUGUGGCUAUGUCAUUGUCCUGGUUACUUCACAGGUACCGGAAGUGAUGGAUCUUCUUCUUGGUGAGUUCCAUAGAGCUUGCAUCUACACCGUUCCAAAACAUAUAGUGUACUUAGAGUCUGCAUUUGAAUCUAAAGAUGCUUACUACAAAAGUAUUGGAUAUCGAGAAAAAGAUGGAAAAAUUGAGAGUCUUGAGGAUUUUUUGAGACGAUUGGAAUCCUACAUGAGAUUGUAUGCUGCACUAAUUCAGACAGAAGUGCAGGGUGUAAAGAACACACAUGGGUUGGAAGAAGGUUGGACAUGGCUUGCAAGAUUCUUAAAUGCUGUGCCUGCAAAUAUAUACACUGCUGUUGCAUUGCAUGUAUUCCUGCAAAUGGCAGGUUUUGCUCUCUUUCGCAAAUACAAAUCUCAGUUUAUGAAGAUGAUCAACAUAAUCUCUGACAACUUUUUGAAUGCGUUGAGGGCACGAGAAGAUUCAGAGCUGAAGCCAGUGAUUGUGGGGAUUCAAUCCUAUAUAGAAGACAAAAAGUUUCUUGAGGAACCUGAAGGGAGGACUUUGCAGGCUUCCUUACUAUCAAGCACAAUGGUUCCAGAUUCAGAAUACCAAGAGUCUUAUAGUGGCGGCGGGUACCACCCAGAAUACCAAGAGUCUUAUGGUAGAUACCAGCCUGAAUUUCACAAGACCAAUAGUAGAUACCAAUAUUAUUAUUAACUCACGGUUUCUAUCAUAAAUUCCUGUAGAAUUGUUUUGUAAACUCUGAUUGAAUAGUUAAUAUGUACCACAAUUAUUUU
Molecule: messenger RNA, 2500 nt
Organism: Mangifera indica (mango)
Lineage: Eukaryota; Viridiplantae; Streptophyta; Magnoliopsida; Sapindales; Anacardiaceae
Product: protein GLE1
Exons: 15
Coding region: 420-2420 (666 amino acids)
Biological process (GO): poly(A)+ mRNA export from nucleus; regulation of translational termination; regulation of translational initiation
Cellular component (GO): nuclear pore cytoplasmic filaments; cytoplasm; nuclear pore
Molecular function (GO): inositol hexakisphosphate binding; translation initiation factor binding; phospholipid binding
Source: RefSeq, a predicted model, not a curated record